AUGUGUGACAACAAGUCAGUGAGAACGACUUCCAUCUUUGAGCAACAACUAAGAGUCAGACAUGGUGGCAAUGGGGUCUCUCAACAACUUUUGGACACAGGCACGGAAGGUGGCUUUAUCCUGAAUUUUCAGGAGGCUCGCCGCCUGCGCCUGCCCACCGCCAGCCCGCCCGCUCGCUCGCUCGGCCUUGCUGGGGACCUCGUCCCGCCUGAGCCUGCCACCACGAACAAGCUUUACAUGGGCAACCUCAAGGAAAGCAUGACCCCCACCGACUUGGAGAAAGUGUUUGCGGAACACAAGAUCUCCUACAGCGGCCAGUUCUUGAUCAAGUCCAGCUAUGCCUUCGUGGACUGCCCCAACGAGCACUGGGCGAUGAAGGCCAUCGAAACUUGCUCAGGGAAAGUAGAACUGCAAGGAAAACGCCUAGAGAUUGAACACUCCGUCCCCAAAAAACAAAGGCAUCGGAAAAUUCAGAUCCAAAAUAUUCCACCCCAGCUACGAUGGGAAGUCCUGGACAGCCUGCUUGCUCAGUGUGGAACAGCAGAGAACUGUGAACAAGUGAACACGGAAAGUGAGACGGCUGUGGUGAAUGUCACCUAUUCCAACUGGAAACAGACCAGGCAAGCCAUCAUGAAGCUGAAUGGCCACCAGCUGGAGAACCAUGCCUUGAAGGUCUCCUAUAUUCCCCUCGAGCAGACAGCACAGGGUCCUGAGAAUGGGCGCCAAAGGGGCUUUGGCUCUCAGGGUCAGCCUCGACAGGGCUCGCCUGUGGCAGCCGGGGCCCCUGCCAAGAAGCAGCAAGUGGACAUCCCCCUGUGGCUUCUGGUGCCCACCCAGUAUGUGGGCACCAUCAUUGGCAAGGAGGGCGCCACCAUCCAAAAUAUCACAAAACAGACCCAGUCCAAGACCGACAUGCACAGGAAGGAGAAUGCAGGUGCUGCCGAGAAGGCCAUCAGUGUCCACUCGACCCCCGAGGGCUGCUCCUCCGCCUGUAAGAUGAUCUUGGAGAUCAUGCAUAAGGAGGACAAGGACACCAAAACGGCUGACGAGGUUCCCCUGAAGAUCCUGGCCCAUAAUAACUUCAUGGGGCGUCUCAUUGGCAAGGAGGGGCGCAACCUGAAGAAGGUGGAGCAGGACACGGAGACGAAAAUCACCAUCUCCUCGCUGCAGGACCUCACCCUCUAUAACCCCGAAAGGACCAUCACCAUGAAGAGGGCCAUCGAGAACUGCUGCAGGGCCGAGCAGGAGAUCAUGAAGAAAGUUCCGGAGGCCUAUGAGAAUGACGUGGCUGUCAUGAGUCUGCAGUCUCAUCUCAUCCCCGGCCUGAACUUGGCUGCCGGGGGUCUUUCCCCAGCCUCGUCCAGUGCAGUCCUGCCGCCUCCCAGCAGUGUCACGGGAGCUGCUCCCUAUAGCACCUUUAUGGCUCUGGAGCAGGAGAUGGUGCAGGUCUUCAUCCCUGCCCAGCGGGGCGCCAUCAUCGGCAAGAAGGGGCAGCACAUCAAACAGCUCUCCCGUUUCGCCAGCGCCUCCAUCAAGAUUGCUCCUCCGGAAACUCCUGACUCCAAAGUUCGUAUGGUCAUCAUCACUGGACCCCCAGAGGCCCAAUUCAAGGCUCAGGGAGGAAUUUAUGGAAAACUCAAGGAGGAGAAUUUCUUCGGUCCCAAGGAGGAAGUAAAGCUGGAAACCCAUAUCCAGGUGCCAGCUUCGGCGGCUGGCAGGGUUACUGGCCAAGGUGGCAAAACAGUGAACGAGAUGCAGAAUUUGACAGCAGCUGAAGUGAUGGUGCCAAGAGACCAGACCCCUGAUGAGAACGACCAGGUCAUCAUUAAGAUCAUCGGGCAUUUCUAUGCCAGCCAGAUGGCUCAGAGGAAGAUCCGAGACAUCCUGGCCCAAGUUAAACAGCUGCACCAAGAGGGACAGAGUAACCAGGCCCAGGCGCAGAGGAAGUGA
Molecule: messenger RNA, 1950 nt
Organism: Myotis lucifugus (little brown bat)
Lineage: Eukaryota; Metazoa; Chordata; Mammalia; Chiroptera; Vespertilionidae
Product: insulin-like growth factor 2 mRNA-binding protein 1
Biological process (GO): regulation of gene expression; nervous system development
Cellular component (GO): cytoplasm; nucleus; cytosol
Molecular function (GO): mRNA 3'-UTR binding
Source: RefSeq, a predicted model, not a curated record